GUUCGCGUUCUACCUCUACUGCGGCUCCAUGCCUUUGAUGGGCCAGGUCUACAAUCCUAGCCCUCCGCCAGAUUCGAGCAUGGAGUCGCUCGAAACGUUCAAGCACUUUGUCGUCGGCUACCACAUGCUGAUCAUUCUUGGCAUAGCCUUCGCGUUGGAUUUGUGGUUUACCAUCCGCGGCAUGGUCCGGCAUCUGCCAGAAGCUGACGGUGAAGAGGAUGGUGCGGUUAUUACGAUGGACUCCACGUACAUGGAGGACGUGAGCAGAACCAUGGAUUCAAUGGGGAACCGGGCACUCCUCCUGGUCGGCUUCAUUCAGCAUGCGAGCGCAAGGUUCGUGAACCUAAGCCAAUCUGCUGACGGCCAGUCGUAUCAGGUGUUCUUGAAUGUGCUGUUUCCGUCCAUGGUCUCUUCUGGCUGUGGCUUUCUUCAAGCGGUGGUCUACCUCACCUUCAUGAGCACCACGCAGAUUCGUCGGCAAGGAAUGACAAUGUCAAGGGCCACAAAGUAUUUCACCACCAUCCUCCUGCGUGUAUGCGAUGCCAUCUUUAAGUUUGGUGUUUUUUGCGUACUCUUCGGUGCCGGCCUGACAG
Molecule: messenger RNA, 593 nt
Organism: Symbiodinium pilosum
Lineage: Eukaryota; Dinophyceae; Suessiales; Symbiodiniaceae
Source: the annotation of a GenBank genome assembly